CCAAAACACCAAGAUGGCCAUGGUGAUGGAAGAGCUGCACCGACAUCUUGGUGGUGGAGACAAGUCUGUCAAAAUGCACCUGGAGUUCUGGAUCACCAUUGGACACCCAAAACCUUUCACCACCGAGAAGGAAGCAUCUGUGUUCCAAUCUUUGGCUCAGAUCGUCUCAUCCUUGGCCCUCUGCUGUUCAGAUUCCCAGUUAACCUUGAAGAAAAAAGUUGAUGCCUUCACAGGAUCUGGAUUGUCUUUUCAGAGUCAGAUACAGGAAAUCAUGCAGUUUAUUGCCAAUGGGGAACUUUCUGAAGCUCAGACAGGUUUGCAGUCGCUGGCUUCAGUUCUGACAAGAAGUGGUCUUCUGCAGGGGUGUAAAACAGCACCAAACAUGUCGGAGUCACAGAAUGAAACAGUCGGUCAAACAGAUGCGGAGCUGUUGGCCAAGGACGGUCCUGAGGGCAGCAAAAAGCCAGCUCAGUUUCUGUCUCUCUGGCCUCUGUUUGGACAUAUGUCUUUGCUGGCAGAGAUGUCUGCAGUCGGGAGACAGUUGCUGCAACAAGCAGUUGUGGAAUCUACUGAUGCUUCCACGGCUGUGGUUGAUUUAGAACCAGUUGAGGUGUCUGAUGUCACUUCUUUGAGAGAUUUUGUUGUUAGUCAUUUACCAGAAUUGACAAAUUGGAGUUUGGUCAGCAGAGCGUUUUCAAAU
Molecule: messenger RNA, 700 nt
Organism: Candidula unifasciata
Lineage: Eukaryota; Metazoa; Mollusca; Gastropoda; Stylommatophora; Geomitridae
Source: the annotation of a GenBank genome assembly